Molecule: messenger RNA, 831 nt
Organism: Mustela lutreola (European mink)
Lineage: Eukaryota; Metazoa; Chordata; Mammalia; Carnivora; Mustelidae
Gene: MDFIC2
Product: MyoD family inhibitor domain containing 2
Exons: 5
Coding region: 1-831 (276 amino acids)
Source: RefSeq, a predicted model, not a curated record
AUGCUGGACAUCCAGAAACAACAAGGAAGACUGCCCAGAGCAUCUCCAGGCUGCUCCCCCGUCCCGCGCCUUGGGCCUCCUCCUUUGAGAACACGCAGGCAAACUGGUGCUGUAGGAAGAACAGAGCAUUUAAAGCAGGCAGGUGUGGUUUUUAAAUCUCAGCUCAGCUAUUUUUUAGCUUGUGUGACUGUGGCAGUUUAUCUCACCUCGCCAGCCUCAGACUCCUUACUUAGCCAGGGACCAAGAUACCUGCUUGAGGACAAUAAAGCAUCAUGGCUAGAAGCAUGGACUCUGGCGAUGGCUAAGUUAAAAAUCACAGUUUCAUCCCUUCGUAGUUGUGUGACCUUGAAUAUGCAACUCACAAAUGAAAAGCUUGCAGACGAGAAACCCAUUAAUGCUAUCAUUAUAAAUUCAGUAUCUGAAUUCAAUAUCACAGAUGGACCAGCCAAGGAAACCCCCAGUGAGAAAAAACUGUCAGAAUCCAGCACAUCACUGUCCUCCCUUGAAGAAUGCCAAACGAAAUUUUCCUACCUCCAAACUGAUACUUCAGUUCAUCAGAGAGACACUGAUGAGGAGUGUGCCUCCCUUAUCCUCACCUGUCUGUUUUGCCAGUUUUGGGACUGUCUCCUGAUGCUCCCGGAUACGUGCGAAACGGUGUGUACCAACCUGUGCUGCCCCUCUCACAGGUAUCACCACACCUCGGAUGAAAGCCACUCUCGGAACGAUUGCAGUUGCAACUGUGACGUGGACUGCAGCCUGUUUGAGUCUUGCCACGAGACCAGUGAGUGUCUGGAGCUAGCUAUGGAGAUUUCAGAAAUCUGUUACCGCUAG